AUGGCUGGCUCAGACGAAGCAAACAGUCAUCCAGCAGAGGGAAACACCAGAAUCAAUAUUACUGGUGCCGAACUGCAAGCCUUGAUCACUGCUGCAAUUUCUCAAGCGGUAGAGGCUAAGUUUAAGAGCCGAGUGUUGUUCGGUCUCAAACUCUUUCGAAAACCCAUUCUCAACCACAUACUCACAGGAAAACCAAGAGACUUUACAGGAGAAAAAGGGGCGAUAGACUGUUUGAAGUGGUUAGAUGAGAUGGAAACGGUGAUAGAUAUUAGCGGUUGCGCUAAAGAAGAUGUGGUUAUGUUUGUCUCCCAAUCUUUUAAGGGCGAUGCCCUUACAUGGUGGAAAGCGCUUGUACAAUCCACUGGGAAAGUGCAUUCGUAUAAUCUCUCAUGGGAGAAGUUUGUUGAUCUGGUUAAGGACACUUAUUGUCCUCAGCAUGAGGUGGAGCGUAUAGAGACUGAUUUUCUCACCCUCGUGAUGAAGGAUCUAGACUGUAGGUCCUAUGUGACUAGUUUCAAUUCUAUGUCGAGGCUUGUGCCAUAUUUAGUCACACCUGAGCCCAAGCGCAUUGCGCGUUUUAUUGGUGGUUUAGCCCCUGAAGUUAAGGGGAAUGUUAAGGCUUUAAAUCCAACCACCUAUAGAUCCGCUGUGGAUCUAUCAUUGUCCCUCACAUUGGAUAUUGUGAGGAGCAAGGCGAAGAAAAAUUCUGAAGAGGGGAAGAGGAAGAGAGAGGAUGAUCAGUCCUCCCAGUCGAAUAAGAAGGGAAAAGGGAACUCUGGUUCCAAGAAAGGGUAG
This is a messenger RNA of Helianthus annuus (common sunflower), 795 nucleotides long. RefSeq lists its product as uncharacterized. The transcript has 2 exons. NCBI's taxonomy places the organism in Eukaryota, Viridiplantae, Streptophyta, Magnoliopsida, Asterales, Asteraceae. The record is from RefSeq and is a predicted model, not a curated record. The coding region runs from base 1 to 795 and encodes 264 amino acids.